Caenorhabditis auriculariae is the source of this 996-nucleotide messenger RNA. The record is from the annotation of a GenBank genome assembly. NCBI's taxonomy places the organism in Eukaryota, Metazoa, Nematoda, Chromadorea, Rhabditida, Rhabditidae.
AUGCACCAGUUUAGAGAGCACGGGAAACUUGGAGAGCCCAGACUGGUACUCUCCUUGUUCUACACGCUGUCUGAGUACUUGUGCGCUGGCAUACCCGAUAUAACAGCAAAGGAAAAAAAAAACGGCUGUUUUUCAAAACGUCCCAGCAGAGUUUCUUGCAAAAUACUGUUUAGAAAUUCAGAACCAUUGAAUUGACGUUUUCUUGAUUUUUAAGACAUCUUUUUGUUCUCAGGAACGGCCUGAGCCUCAGGGAUUGUAUUAUGAAAAAUCAUAGCAGAGUUUUGGGGGAAAUUUUGACAAAAAUCGGAAAUUAUAAUUGCCAAUUUUUGCAGCGAACUUUUGUCAUUGAAACAGCGAAUUUUCUGAUUUUAAAGACGUGUUUUGUCUCAGAAACGACCUGAGCCGUACAGACCUGUAUUCUAGAAAGUCAUGGCAGGGUUUUUGAUAAAAAUUUACUUAUUCUGAAAGUUUUGAUUGCUUUAUUUUUUAAUUUUCAAAGUGAACUUUAACACUUAAAAUGGAUGAUUUUCCGAUUUUGAAGACGUAUUUUUGUUCUCAAGAAGGACCUGAGCCUCAGGAACCUGUAUCAUGAAAAAUCAAGGUUUUUGGAAAGUUUUGACAAAAAUCGAAAGUUAUAAUAACUUAGUUUUAAACGAACUUCAACCCUUAAAAAGGACAUUUUCCCAAUUUUAAAGACAUAUUUUUGUUCUCAGAAACGACCUGAGCCGAACGGGGACGUUGUCCACGAGCUCGAGCGGCUCGAUGGCCUCGUUCCUCUCGGCGCGGAAGCUGAACGAGGUGGAGAUGGCGACGGCGGAGACGCCGACGGUGUGGGUCCAGUCGCAGGUGAAGAAGUACUCGCGUCGGGACGCCCUCCUCGCCGCCGUCAUGGUCAACGGCUUCGACGGCAACAUCCUCGGCACCAACCAGCUCUUCUUCACCAACGUCUUCCGCGACAUGGCCUUCCAUCGUCGCUGGGCCAUCGCUAAUCUUUGA